Messenger RNA from Lodderomyces jiufengensis, 792 nucleotides. RefSeq names its product peroxiredoxin. Gene Ontology annotation, cellular component: mitochondrion; cytosol. Gene Ontology annotation, molecular function: thioredoxin peroxidase activity. Gene Ontology annotation, biological process: cell redox homeostasis; cellular oxidant detoxification; cellular response to oxidative stress. The record is from RefSeq and is a predicted model, not a curated record. The transcript has a single exon. Bases 1 to 792 code for a protein of 263 amino acids. Lineage: Eukaryota; Fungi; Ascomycota; Pichiomycetes; Serinales; Debaryomycetaceae.
AUGUUAUCAAAAAGAUCAAUUCAAUUUUUACCAACUUUAAGAAACUUAACCACCAGAGCCAAUACCACCCGUCAAUUCACCUCAAUUACUAAUAAAUCAACUGGGUUAGGUUUAAAGACAUCAUUCAAGUCUCAAAUAAGAUUUGUUUCUGAAGUUGUUAGAAUUAAUUCAAUUGCACCUAAUUUUCAAGCCGAGACUACCAGAGGGAAAAUAGAUCUCCACGAAUAUAUUGGGGACUCCUGGUUAAUUUUAUUUUCACAUCCUGCUGAUUUUACACCUGUUUGUACGACGGAAUUAGGAGCAUUGUCAUCUAGAUUGGGUGAAUUAGAAGAUUUAAAUGCUAAAGCAAUUGCCUUAUCUGUUGAUACAGUGUCAGAGCAUGAAGAAUGGCUGAAAGAUUUGGAACAACUUGGAUCUAAAUUAAAAUUUCCUAUCAUUGAUGACUCAAAAGGUGAGAUUGCUUAUACUUAUAAUAUGUUCCCACAAGAAGAAUAUCAAAAUAAAACUAAAAAAUUAGUACCAACAGUAAGAUCACUUUUUAUAAUUGAUCCAAAUAAAAAAGUUAGGUUAAUUUUAACAUACCCACCAAGUGUUGGAAGAAAUGUUGAUGAAGUAAUAAGAGCUUUGAAAGCUUUACAAGUUGGUGAUGAAUAUGGUGUUGUUACUCCAGUUGAUUGGCAACCAGGUCAAGAAGUUAUAAUUCCACCUUCAAUAUCUGAUGAAGAUGCUACUAAGAAAUACGGUGAAUUUAGAAAAGUAUUACCAUAUUUAAGAUAUACUAAAGUUGAUUAA